This is a messenger RNA of Pelodiscus sinensis (Chinese soft-shelled turtle), 1269 nucleotides long. RefSeq names its product serglycin (gene SRGN). Lineage: Eukaryota; Metazoa; Chordata; Testudines; Trionychidae. The record is from RefSeq and is a predicted model, not a curated record.
AGUGGCAGAGUGUGGAGGAAUGCAAGCCAAAAUGCAGACUCUUGUGAGACGUAAUGGGAGGAUUUUCCUGGCUGUUUGUAUAAUCCUCUUUAUGGGAUACUCAGCACAAGGUGUUCCAGUGCAGAAAGCAAGAUUCCAGAGGGUAAGAUGCAGACCAGACAUCUUGUCUGCUAACUGCAUUGAAGAAAAAGGACCGUUGUUUGAAAUUUCUGAAGGUGGAGCUAACAGAAUUCUCCCUCCCAAGGCUGAUCCAUUUCUGAUGAAAAGAUUUCAGGAGCAAUCUGGUAUUUUCCAAUUUUAUGGUGAGGAAUCUGGAUCUGGGACUGAUGACAUACCUGAAACAGAACCAGAAUCUGGAUCAGGAAUUGAUUAUAAUGUUGAAUAUCCUAACUUUUCAUCUUCUGGCUUUGUUCAAAAAGAGGAGUUGAAGCAGGAACUAACAAAUGAAGAUUUAAUGCUGUAAGAAAGAAGACUUUAUCUCUAUCAUGAAGUUUAUUUACAAUACUUCUUCUAUGUUGUAUAACUAAGUGAAUAGUCUUACGACAAACAGUUUUAUAAACAUUAUAAAAACCGCCUUUAUAAUCUUUAUUGCUUUUCCUUGCUGAAAAAAAACUUUGUUAAAUGCAACCUCACUCUAAAUGUAUAUGUACAGUAUAUGUCUAAGCUUAGAAUAUUUCUGAAAUCAUGGGGAAAUUUAAUUUAAAAGCUCCAUGAUAGUCUCACUUGAGACAAAUAUUAGUAUAGAAAAGAAAAUGACUGGAAGAAAUUAGGUAUGUGUAUUCAUGCAGCAAUCCAGGAGUCAGACACAUACAAAGUUGAUGUAACUAAAAGUAAACUCCCCCAAAUUUUUUCUUUGCUCUCCCUAGACAAUUUUUCCCUAUAAAGUACUAGUAAGCUUAUAUGUAAAAUUAAUUAUUUGAUAUUAUAAAUUGUAUUCCAUGUUAUACAAUAACGAAUACAAUGUUAUUUUAAUAAUUGGACUUUUUACAAUAUUAUAAUAUGAUUUUAGCUUUCCCUGUUAGUAGAAAUGACAGACCCUGUAGGUCCAAGAAUCAUAGUACCUUCUACAUUCCUUCUAUGUUACUAUUAAUAAAAGUGGUUAAAGAACAACUGCACUUGUUAUAUUUUUAAAUUGCAGAUUGAAUAUUUUUCCUUGUAUUUACAUCUAUUAGUUGUAAUUCUAUUAAAACUUCAAUGUAGCCAAAUACUGUUUUUUUCUUUAAGUGCUGGAGCAUUCAAAAAUAUAGGUAGUAAUGAACAAUAAACAAU